Benincasa hispida (wax gourd) is the source of this 2195-nucleotide messenger RNA. Its product is annotated as Duplicated homeodomain-like superfamily protein. Lineage: Eukaryota; Viridiplantae; Streptophyta; Magnoliopsida; Cucurbitales; Cucurbitaceae. The record is from RefSeq and is a predicted model, not a curated record.
GUAUAGUCUAGGGGUGUGUGUUUUGUUGUGUUUAUUUGAAGCAUUUUGCCAAUUUUACAAUAAAAGAGAGAGAAAAGAGAGUUAAAAAGAAGUGAAGAAGAAGAAGAAGAAGAAGAAGAAAGAGCAAACUACACCAUGUUUGAAGGAUCAGUAUCUGAGCAACUUCAUCAAUUCUUAACUCCAAGAACAGCAGCAACACCUCCACCACCACCACCAAAUUCCAAUUCUCUUCCUUUAAUUCCUCUUAAUUUUGCUCUUCAUUCUCCCAAUUUCAACUUCCACCCUUUUGAUUCUUACAAUGCUAGUUCCACUACUCAUCAUCAAAUUCAUCUUCAUCAGCCUCAUCAUUUUUUGCAUCAUCAAUCUCCGAAUCCCCGCGAGAAUGGCAACGAGAAGAACGACGACGAGACGACGACGACUGGGAAUAAUUUGCAGGUGGCCAUGGAUUUGGAGGUUGACAGAGAGAACAACAACAACAACAACAGAUCCAUUUUGAUGGAGGAUCAUAUUCAUCAUGAUGAAUGGAGAAAUGACGAGCUUCUUGCCCUCUUAAGAAUCAGAUCUAAUAUUGACAAUUGCUUCCAUGAAUCCACUUGGGAACAUGUUUCAAGGAAGUUGGGAGAGGUGGGUUUCAGAAGGACUGCAGAGAAGUGCAAAGAGAAAUUUGAAGAAGAGAGCAGAUAUUUCAACCACAAUAUUAACUACAACAAAAGUUGUAGGUUCCUCACUCAUGAGCUAAAUUAUCAGCAUCAUCAUCAUCAAGAUCAAGAUGACCUUCUCUUGAUUCAUGACGGGAAAUCCGACGACGGUGGCGCCACCAUCGUUGUGGUACCAGAAGAAGGUGAAGAAGAAAAGGAAGCUGAUUUCAAAGAUGGAGAUGGAGAACUGCAGGAGGAAGAAGAGGAGGAGGAUUUAAGAAACGACGAAACAAGAGCGACGACUGAGGAAGAACAAGAUGAAAGUAGUAGAUCAAGAAAUUGCAAGAAGAAGAAGAAGAGGAAAAUGAUGAGGCAAAAAGAAUUUGAAAUAUUGAAGGGUUAUUGUGAGGAGAUAGUGAAGAAAAUGAUGAUUCAACAAGAGGAAAUCCACUCAAAGCUUUUACAAGACAUGUUGAAGAAGGAGGAAGAGAAGGUUGCUAAAGAGGAAUGUUGGAAGAAGGAACAAAUGGAGAGACUUCAUAAGGAGCUUGAAGUUAUGGCCCAUGAACAAGCCAUUGCAACUGAUAGGCAAGCCACAAUCAUUGAAAUUUUGAACCAAAUCACCAAUUCAACCACUUUAAUUUCUUCCUCUCCAUCCAAAAAGGACUUACAAAAUUUACUCCAAAGUUUGAAUAAUUACAAUAACAAUAAUGUCCCAAAUUCUCCUUCUUCCUCAUCCUUAAUCCAAACCCAAACUUCAAGCCCCAACAAAAAACAAGUAGUUGCUCUACCACCCCAUGAAAAUUCAAGCUCUUUUUCUAGUCAAAAUGAUCAAAUUAAAAAACCUAAAAACCCUUGUUUAUCAACUCAAAUCCUUGCUCCACAAGAUCCCAAUUCCUUCAUCAAUCAUUCAAACCCACCACCAAACCCUAAAAGUACUAGAAAUCAUAAAGAUGAGCUUGAUGAGUUGGGAAAAAGAUGGCCAAGAGAUGAAGUGUUGGCUUUAGUAAAUGUAAGGUGCAACCUCUACAACAAUGGUGACGGUAGUGGCGAACAAGGUGCGUCAUUAAAAGCGCCAUUGUGGGAAAGAAUCUCACAAGGAAUGCUUCAAUUGGGUUACAAGAGAAGUGCCAAGAGAUGCAAAGAGAAAUGGGAGAACAUAAAUAAGUACUUUAGAAAAACUAAAGAUGUCAACAAGAAGAGAUCUCUUGACUCAAGAACUUGCCCUUAUUUCCAUCAACUCACUACCUUGUACAAUCAAGGCGGAGCAAAUAAGCGCCCAGAAAACUGCCCGAUCGUGUCACCGGAAAACCACUCCAACUAGUCGGAAAACCACCUCGCAACUUCGUCCAAGAGAAUUAGCUAAUUGCACGGCUCAAAUAAUGAUGUGGCUGGUAUUUAUCUAGCUAUAUAUGCAGUUAGAAGUAUGAGAAAGAUCAAUUUACCAAUUGUAUUUUAAAUUUGUAUUGAACGGACAUAUUUUACUGAUUUUAACCUGCAUUGAUAGUGGACGAAAAUGCUAAGAAUGUGUUAAUCUAAUUGAGAUAUUCCAAUGCA